CCAUGCGUCGGAUUCUUGCGAGUUUUUCCCUAAUUUCCUUUGUGCGUAGCUCACACCUCUGCUUGCGCCGAAAUGCCUAAAAUCCAAGCUCCAUAGCUGGAUCUUCCUAUCCACGCCAUUCUACAAAUCUAACGAUAACUUCGUUCCGCUACUGCCGCCGACGUCGUUUUCUCGGCCAGUGUCUUCUCUUAAGAUCUUUAGUUUGGAUGAUUAGCACUGGUAUUUGUUAUGGGAACGGAUGAUUCCAAAGACUUACUGAAAAAUGUUGACUGGAAAACUGUUGGCAGUCUUGAUGCUACUGACCCGAGUGGUCUAGCUACAAGGAAAAGACUUCCAAAAAAGAUUAGGCAGGUCCCAGAGUUUUAUUUUCUUCCUAGAAGGGCACUACCUUCUGCACUUGCCAUCUACGGGGCUUGUUGUGCUGCUGGAGUUGGUGCAGGAAUGCUGUUGGAAGUUUGGGUGAAGAAAAGGAUUAAAGAGGAUAGCGAUGUCAUUUGGGAGAUCUGAAAGUGGAUAAUCUUGUUUUUGCAGUUACAUCGGCAGUGCUUGAGAUUCUCUAUCUAUGGAGUUAUCUUUUCAUGUAAGAUUCUGCAGUAAUUUGCACAAAGCGGCAGUCAUGUUUUGAUUUUCUUUGCAGCAAUUAGCGCUCACUCCAUCUUCAAGUGAGUGAAAUACAAACAUGUAUAUUUAUUUUCUUCCAACUAUAACGUUAUUCCCUGACAAAUUGAAGGCUCAUAUAACAUUGGGGCAUUGAAAAUUGCGAAAGAUAGUAGAAAUGGAAUUGGAGCUCUAGGAAUUCCAUAUUAGAGUUUUAUAGUUGGAAAUAAAUAUGGAAGCUUUGAAAA
Messenger RNA from Dendrobium catenatum, 845 nucleotides. RefSeq lists its product as uncharacterized. The transcript is spliced from 3 exons. The record is from RefSeq and is a predicted model, not a curated record. Bases 229 to 507 code for a protein of 92 amino acids. NCBI's taxonomy places the organism in Eukaryota, Viridiplantae, Streptophyta, Magnoliopsida, Asparagales, Orchidaceae.